Rotaria sordida is the source of this 3063-nucleotide messenger RNA. NCBI's taxonomy places the organism in Eukaryota, Metazoa, Rotifera, Eurotatoria, Philodinida, Philodinidae. The record is from the annotation of a GenBank genome assembly.
AUGUCUAGCAACAAUUCGGAUCAAUCCCAUAGAGGAAAUUGGAGAGGUCAUGGUGGUGAUCGAUCUCGUUAUUCCAGAAAUGACAAUGAUUCUUUUCAAACUUACAACCGUGAUCGUCAUCCAAAACUGACUAACGAGGAAUAUCGUUUAGUUAAUCAAGGAAGAGAUGAACUCUUUGAUAAAAAGAAAACCUUUCCAAGGGUAAAUCCUCCUGCUAAUAUAUCAUUAUUAUCAUCUGAGAAUCUCUUUGCCACUGAUCGAUGGGAUAUCGAUCAAUUAAUUGAACUGAAAACUAAACUUAAUGAUACACGUAAUCAAUUAAAUGAAAAAGAUAUUAAAGUUUGGAAACAACAUACAGGUAAGACAAACAUGACUGGACGUGUUGUCUGGUCACUUCGAAAUCAAAAUCAGAUUGAAAUGUGUACAAAUGCUUGGAUUAAAAUGGCUGAAAUAUUUUCGAAAUACAAAAGUCUCAUUCCAGCAGAGUUGCCUGACAAUCAAUCGUUUCGAAGCAUACAUGUAUGCGAAGCACCAGGUGCCUUUAUUUGUGCAACGAACUUCUAUCAUAAUCAAACUAUCGAAAAAAGAAAUUCACGUUCACCUGGUCAGCAAUGGCAAUGGACAGGUCUUUCAUUGAAUCCAUAUUAUGAAGGCAAUGAUCAAGAAGCGAUGGUUGAUGAUGAUCGAUUUAUCGUCGAAACAUUAGAAAGAUGGUAUUUUGGCGAAGAUAAUAGUGGAAAUAUUCUGGAUACAAAUAAUAUCAAAGGUUUAUGGAAGAGAAUCCGAACUGAUCCAAGGUCGAAUGGUGUUCAUUUAGUGACAGGUGAUGGAUCUGUAGAUACAUCAGGCGAUCCUAAUGAACAAGAAUCUAUUGUAUCUGAACUUCAUUAUGCUGAAACAAUCUGUGCUAUGGGUGCUCUAGUAAAAGGUGGUUCAUUAGUAUUAAAAAUGUUUAAUUUAUUUGAAUGUGAAACUAUUUGUCUUCUUUAUAUCGUGGCACUUCAUUUUGAAGAAUUAAGUGUAUUUAAACCAGCAUCAUCACGAGCACCGAAUGGUGAAACCUAUAUAAUUGCACUUGGAUUUCGUGGUAUCGAUUCUCAUCAUCUUCAUUCUUUACUUUCAUUCGUUUCACCAACAUUUCCUCCAAAUAAAGCAUUACUACCAUUGAAUUCUAUUCCUGAAUCUUUUCUCAAUACUUUAAUUCAAAUUGCUGAAUAUUUUACAAUCAAACAAAUUCAAGCAUUAGAACGAAAUCUACAGUUAGAAAAAAUUUGGAAUCGAAAUGUUCAAGAAGCAAUAUUUCACUUGAAUCAAGAUGUUGUGAAAGAAUUUCGUCGGCGAUGUUCAAUUGAUUUUCACUAUAUACAACAAGUACGGAUCGUAAGCAAUGUUGAACUUGAUGGAUCAGCUAAAUCAUUAGGAAAUAGUGCAGCAGUGGUCAAAGGUGGAUUAAAACAACGUGCAGGUGGAACACUUUCUGAUCGACAAGGUCGAAAACGUGAUCGAGAAGAAUUCUUAUUAAAUAAUAAUAAUACCGAAGAUAAUCAAGAUCAAGAACAAUUAUCGAAAAGAUGUAAUUUAGGACAAGGAAAAACCGUCGCUGUUGGUGGAGAAUAUAUUAGAAAGGAUACAUUCGAUGAAGUAUCCAUGCAAACUUCGAAUGAUCAAGAAAAAGAAUCCAUUGCCAUGAAAUUAAUGAAAAAAAGUGGUUAUAUCCCUGGACAAGGUUUAGGUGUCCAUAGUCAAGGACGAGCAACACCAGUCGAAACUUCAAUGCAUGAAAGUCGUCUUGGUUUAGGUCAUCAUUAUCAAUCAUCGAUGAAUUUAACAUCAUCAGCAUCAUCAACUUUGCCAUCAGUUAUCGAUGAACCAUUAUUUUCAAGUUUCGAUCAAUCAAUAUCUUCUUAUUGUCAAACAACUCUUCCUAUAUUAAGUUAUCGAUCAAUCACAAUUGGUUCAAAUUUACGAUCAGUUUUAUCAUCACUUUUUGUUAAAUUUGAUGAUUUGGAAUUAUUAUACAAGAAACGUGAAGAAUAUUUUCGAAAGUUCGAUCGUACAACUAUGAACAAAGCAAAGAUUUUCAUUAGUGAUCAGCUGGAAUUGUUGAUGAAAGAUCAUAAAUAUCGAGAAAUACAUGGCUUUUAUCUUGAUUAUCAAUCAGCAUUUCAAUUGGCUUCAUUAGACAAAAUUUUUCAUUUAACAUCAGUUAAUUUAAAGAAUUCUUCUUCAUUGUCAUUUAUUAUUGAUAAUCGAUCGUUAACCGGUUUUGCUGAAUAUCUUGUUUGGCAACAACAAAAUCAACUCAAUGGCAUUAUUAUUUCUGAUUUACCUCAUUCAUUUCCACAAAGUUCAUCUGUUCUUAUCAAAUCUCAAGUUAGUGCAAAUUAUCCUCGAGUUCAUCUUUAUUUCUCUGAUGUUUCCCUUCUAUCAAAUAAUCUGCCUAUCAAUAGACGUUAUAUGGGACAAUACAAUAAAUAUCAAUUUCUUCAAGCCUGUCGAAAUGCAUUAAUACAACUUCAUGAAGGUGGUCAUUUUGUCUGUAAACUAUUAGAUACAUUAACACGUUUUACAGCUGGUCUUAUUUAUUUACUCUAUCGUUCAUUUAAAUCUCUGACUAUUCUUCGUCCAUUUACAGUUGAUCCAGCUAGUUCUGUACGCUUUUUAGUUUGUCAAGAAUUGAAACAUCCUGUUCAUCCUUCAAUUAGUCAACAUCUAGAUAAUUUAAUUAAAUAUGAAAAACAUCAACAUAUUUUAGAAGUUGUUCCAUUGAAAUGUUUACUUGAAACAGAAUUUCAACAAUAUCUUGCUGAUACAAGUCAACGUCUUUUACAACGAGAAAUUCAAGCAUUGAACAAACGUCUUUUCUUUAUCGAUCAGAAAAAUGAUCAACAGGCAUCACAUCAAGCUGUGACCGUUCCUUGUCGAGCUAAACCAUUACCGAUCGAACCAGAUUCAGGCAUUAUAUUACCACCUGGUUGGACUAAGCAAUGGAGUCGAAGAGAAGAACGUUUUUAUUAUUUUAAUGGAAAUACUGGUGAGUCACGUUGGGAACCACCAAUUUAA